Molecule: messenger RNA, 2623 nt
Organism: Linum trigynum
Lineage: Eukaryota; Viridiplantae; Streptophyta; Magnoliopsida; Malpighiales; Linaceae
Source: the annotation of a GenBank genome assembly
ACAAGCCAACUACAUUUUUCUCCCACUUCUCUCUACUUUCUCUCUCUAUACUUCUUUUCUUCUACUCUUCUAGAGAUGGAGCGCCUGCUUCCUCAAGGUCAUGACUGAUGCACCAAACCCCUUGGAUCCGAGUGACCCUCCGUCGCUCGGGCUCAAACAAUUUUAUAAGGGAAAAUUCAGCUGAUAUUAUCUUUUGGUGGGUUUUUCCAAACCCGACAAAGAGAGUAAUGGGUUUGGUUCAAUUUUUUAUUUUAUGUAUUUACACCGAAGGAUUCUUGUGUUUCUUGCCAAACAAACUUGCGAUUUUUGGAAGAGGUUGCUCUCUUUCUUGAUUUGAUCUAGUAGAGGUGGUUUUGCAAGUUAGGGCCUCAAUUCGUUUACUCCAGUGGAGGUUAGGCACCCGCCGGGUAUUCAGACUGAGAGGGUUUGAAGACCUUUAGUUGAGACUUCAGAUUGAAUAAGAACCUUCCGUAGUAUAACUAUCAUUAUAUAUGAACUUGGUGAAUUACAAUUUGCUUUAACUGCAAUCUAGGGGGAACCUUAUCCAGGUGACUUCUCUCGAACUUGAAUCACAACUUUACUGCUUUGUGUUUGCUUAGGUUAGAUAUAACUUCACUUCGUUUAAACUGCUAGAUAACAAGAACCUCACGGAGUAGUCAUCACAUCUAGGACCCGGGUUGACAAAUAAAGCUAAACCCGCUAUAUUACACAUUAGUUUGUGGUUACACCUGGCCACAAGAUCAAGGACGCAACCAAUUUGGAGAAGGAGUUGGCGUCGCAUACGUAAACCAGCUUGCAUGGCUGGCCAUUUUGGAUUUUUGGUUUAUUAAAUUAUGUUUUCUUUUCCUAAUCCCUUUUGGGAAGGGCUAGUCGGCUGUAGUAUUUAAGAGGUAUGUAAACGUUAAACUUGGACAUCUUUUACUUUAAUCAAACUACUAAACCUUAGGGUUUGUUUUCGAUGGAUUCUGGAGUUUUCAACGUGAGUUUGUGGCUUGCAAGCUCUUUCUUUUCCGGCGGAUUUAGCGUUUGCGAAUCCUUGGUGUUUCCGACUGCGUCAGGUGGUAUCAGAGUAGGCUUUUCCCUGUCUCUUUUCGAGCUUGGACAACUACGUUGGCGACUCAAGUGAACGCCAUCAAUGAAGGGAGGAAUAGAGAUAGGUGAAACCAUCAGCAAAGGCGACUACGCGGCGACAUACGUGGUCAGACUGACUCCGACACUAGUUCAGAGGAAGAGGUCCAGGACGACGAAGAAGAUGAUGAACAUCAGCGAGACCGCAAUGACUAUCGAGUCAAGGCAGAUAUUCCGUUGUUCUAUGGAACGAUGGGGGUCGAGGAGUUUCUGGAUUGGCAAAUUGAAGUCAAUAGGUUUUUCGACGUGAUGGAAGUACCCGAGGGAAAGCAAGUUAAGCUAGUAGCUAUUCGGCUGAAGAGCACGGCUGCGGUAUGGUGGGAUAAGCUGGUUGCCCAAAGGCAACGACAGAGGAAGGAACCGAUUCGAACCUGGAGGCGGAUGAAGCAACUAAUGCUUGAGCGAUUUCUCCCUGAGGAUUAUGAGAAAAUUCUUUACAAAAUGUAUAUUGAUUGUGUUCAGGGAGGAGGAGUGUCACCGAAUACGCCACCGAGUUCUUGCGCUUUUUCGAACGCAAUGAACUAAGGGAAACAUAAGCUCAGAAGGUAGCCCGCUACAUCAAUGGUUUGAAGAGAUCCAUCCAGAAGAAGAUAGAGUUACAAACUGUCUGGACGGUGGUGGAGGCUUCUACGCUAACAUUAAAAGCGGAACUAAUGGAGAAGUCUCCCAGGAACUUCCCACCCUUCCGCAGAUUUCCUUCACCGGGACAGCCCGAAGUAAUGAUGGAGAAGGAGAAGGGUAUUAACCCAAAGGAGAGCAACCCGCCUCCACCAAAAGGGCCUAACGCGGCUGGUACCUCCAACCCUAACAGGGUUCCGACCUAGAGAGCUAUUAACCCCUACGCCAAAGCAACGGGAGAUAAAUGCUACCGUUGUGGGGGCCAGGGACACCGUUAGAAUGUGUGCCCAUCGUGGAAAAUGGUUGCUGUCAUAGAUGAAGCGUCCAACCACGUUGAGAAUUCCGAAGAAGAAGGGGAAACUGAUGAGUAUGUCGGGGCUGAAUUUGCGGAGGAGGAGUCCAAAGAUGUAGUGAACAUCAUCCUGCAGCGAGUUCUACUUUCUGCGACCGACGAGGGGCAGCGGAAAAAUCUUUUACGCACACAAUACUCUAUUAAUAAUAAGGUAUGCAUUAGGGAUGUCAAUGGGUCGGGUUGGGUCGGGUUUUAUCAAACCCAAAUCCAUGGGUUGAUCCGUGAAAAAACCCGGGGUAAAACCCACUGGGUUUGAAAAACUCAAACCCAACCCAACCCUCUGGGUAUUCGCGGGUUCAUGGGUACCCACAGGUUUUUGUCGUAAAAAUUUACAAUAACAAGUUCCUAUCAAAAUUAAAGUCAAAUAUCAAUCUCGCAAUACAAAUUAUCCAUAUAUAAAACAUCAUUCUAGAAAAUUCAAGCAAAUCACAAAUUAACUCUACAAAUUGUUCAACAACAAUCUAGAAAACUCAAGAAAAUUGAAGCCAAUCACAAAUUAUCCAUAAAUAACAUGAUUAAUUGAAA